UGGGCGCUGUGACUUCUGGGUCCCCCGGGAAGCCCAACACAACCCGGCAUAAAGCGCGCGCGCCCACCUUGGGCAGAGGUGGCGGAUUCCUGCCCGGGUUUGCAGGGGUAUUAGAAGAGCCUGGGCCUGGUGAAGAGAGACUCGAGGGACUUGGUGAACCAGCUAGCAUUCACGUCUGCCACGUGAAAAUGAGCAGCCGACGGAAAUGUGCUCCUCCUGUGAAGGUGGAUGAAGAAAAGCAACAGCAGCUUCGUUGGAACAUGCAUGAGGACCGGAGGAGUGAGUUGCUCACCUUGACUGAUGAUGAGCAGCCAUGCCCAGGUGCAGACUCCUCUCCUGCUCACUUCAUCUUGCUGGAUGAUAGUCCUCAGGAAAAGCUGGCUCGCAGGCCUAAGAAGAGGUGUUCUGAGGCUGUGAGCUUCUCAGAGCCAACUGAAAAAGACGAGACCUCUGCUGGUGUUUUUUCCUGUUUGUCUGUGAAGUUGAAUGUUGUGAUUUCUCCCUAUCAGUUUGAUAAUUCUUGGAAAGCACAUCUGGGAGAGUUAACUCUUCAGCUUCUUCCUGAACAGAGUUUAAUUGAAAAUUUUUCUGAACGGAGUUUUACAUUGAUGAGUUCAGAAUCAAGCAAUCAGUUCCUGAUCUAUGUUCAUUCAGAAAGUGAAGACUUAGAGAAACAAGAAAAAGGAAUAAAAGAAUCGAUCAGCUUUUGUGAUAAGGGUAUUCGAGUGGAGUCAUCCUUCAGUGGUGAAAUGUUGGAAGAUUUGGGAUGGCUACAAAAGAAGAAAAGAAUAAAACUUUACCAAAGACCAGAAGGAAAUCACAUUAUCAAGGUUGGGAUUUAUAUUCUGGAAGCUGGCCUAGCAAAACUAGAUUUUUUCAGUGAUGCAAAUUCAAGAAUGAAAAAGUUCAAUCAACUCAUGAAGAGAGUGAUGGAAAAGUUAUACAAUUUUAUUAUUCCAGAUGUGUUGGAAGAUGAGGAGGAUUCGGAAAGUGAGACAGAGGGACAGGACAUUGAUGAGCUGUAUCACUUUGUGAGGCGAACCCAUCAACAAGAAGCGCGGCCAGUCCAAGUUGAUGUCCAGCACCCUGCAUUGACCCCUGUAUUGAGGCCGUACCAGAGAGAAGCGGUCAACUGGAUGCUGCGACAAGAGCAUUUCAGAAGUGCUCCUGCUGGAGGCAAGUGUGCGAUGCUUAAGGAGAGGUGCACCAAUUACAAGGGUUGUGAAAGAAAGUGGGGACGGGGAGGAGCAAUCAUUAAGAAAGCACAUUGA
Molecule: messenger RNA, 1271 nt
Organism: Castor canadensis (American beaver)
Lineage: Eukaryota; Metazoa; Chordata; Mammalia; Rodentia; Castoridae
Source: RefSeq, a predicted model, not a curated record